Molecule: messenger RNA, 3043 nt
Organism: Nomascus leucogenys (northern white-cheeked gibbon)
Lineage: Eukaryota; Metazoa; Chordata; Mammalia; Primates; Hylobatidae
Gene: PRNP
Product: prion protein (Kanno blood group)
Biological process (GO): protein homooligomerization
Cellular component (GO): membrane
Source: RefSeq, a predicted model, not a curated record
GAGUGCAUUUUUCUCAUUUGUUAAUAUCACCACCUAAAUCAUCUCUUGCCUAAAAUAAGGAGUAGAAAGUGAAUGAACAAAGGAACAGGUGAUGGUCAGUGUCCUUUCUAAGCCUCAAAAUUUAAGAGUUUAUGUGAAAAUUCAUAAAUAUUAAUCUCAAUCCAGGGUAAGCAAAAUUUUUGCUUUCCUCUUUAGAAAUUUCUGGUUGCCAAAGUUUCAGAAAUUGCUUCCUCAUUCCCGAGCCUUUCAUUUUCUCGAGUUCUCCAUUAUGUAACGGGGAGCUGGAGCUUUGGGCCGAAUUUCCAAUUAAAGAUGAUUUUUACAGUCAAUGAGCCACGUCAGGGAGCGAUGGCACCCGCAGGCGGUAUCAACUGAUGCAAGUGUUCAAGCGAAUCUCAACUCGUUUUUGCCGGUGACUCAUCCCCGGCCCUGCUUGGCAGCGCUGCACCCUUUAACUUAAACCUCGGCCGGCCGCCCGCCGGGGGCACAAAGUGUGCGCUGUGCCGCGCGGCAAUUGGUCCGCGCGCCGACCUCCGCCCGCGAGCGCCGCCGCUUCCCUUCCCCGCCCCGCGUCCCUCCCCCUCGGCCCCGCGCGUCGCCUGCCCUCCGAGCCAGUCGCUGACAGCCGCGGCGCCGCGAGCUUCUCCUCUCCUCACUACAGAGGCAGAGCAGUCAUCAUGGCAAACCUUGGCUGCUGGAUGCUGGUUCUCUUUGUGGCCACAUGGAGUGACCUGGGCCUCUGCAAGAAGCGCCCGAAGCCUGGAGGAUGGAACACUGGGGGCAGCCGAUACCCGGGGCAGGGCAGCCCUGGAGGCAACCGAUACCCACCUCAGGGCGGUGGCGGCUGGGGGCAGCCUCAUGGUGGUGGCUGGGGGCAGCCUCAUGGUGGUGGCUGGGGGCAGCCCCAUGGUGGUGGCUGGGGACAGCCUCAUGGUGGUGGCUGGGGUCAAGGAGGUGGCACCCACAGUCAGUGGAACAAGCCCAGUAAGCCAAAAACCAACAUGAAGCACAUGGCUGGUGCUGCAGCAGCUGGGGCAGUGGUGGGGGGCCUCGGUGGCUACAUGCUGGGAAGUGCCAUGAGCAGGCCCAUCAUACAUUUUGGCAGUGACUAUGAGGACCGUUACUAUCGUGAAAACAUGCACCGCUACCCCAACCAAGUGUACUAUAGGCCCAUGGAUCAGUACAGCAGCCAGAACAACUUUGUGCACGACUGCGUCAAUAUCACAAUCAAGCAGCACACGGUCACCACAACCACCAAAGGGGAGAACUUCACCGAGACCGACGUUAAGAUGAUGGAGCGCGUGGUUGAGCAGAUGUGUAUCACCCAGUACGAGAGGGAAUCUCAGGCCUAUUACCAGAGAGGAUCGAGCAUGGUCCUCUUCUCCUCCCCACCUGUGAUCCUCCUGAUCUCUUUCCUCAUCUUCCUGAUAGUGGGAUGAGGAAGGUCUUCCUGUUUUCACCAUCUUUCUAAUCUUUUUCUAGCUUGAGGGAGGGGACAUCCAUCUGCAGCCCUUUUAAUGGUGGUGUCUCACUCUUUCUUCUCUCUUUGUCCCAGAUAGGCUAAUCAAUACCCUUGGCACUGAUGGGCACUGGAAAACAUAGAGUAGACCUGAGAUGCUAGUCAAGCCCCCUUCGAUUGAGUUCAUCAUGAGCCGUUGCUAAUGCCAGGCCAGUAAAAGUAUAACAGCAAAUAACCAUUAGUUAAUCUGGACUUAUUUUUGGACUUAGUGCAACAGAUUGAGGCUAAAACAAAUCUCAGAACAGUCUGAAAUACCUUUGCCUGGAUACCUCUGGCUCCUUCAGCAGCUAGAGCUCAGUAUACUAAUGCCCUAUCUUAGCAGAGAUUUCAUAGCUAUUUAGAGAUAUUUUCCAUUUUAAGAAAACCCGACAACAUUUCUGCCAAGUUUGUUAGGAGGCCACAUGAUACUCAUUCAAAAAAAUCCUAGAAAUUCUUAGCUCCUGGGACGCAGGCUCAGCCCGCUGGAGCAUGAGCUCUGUGUCUACAGAGAACUGGGGUGAUGUUUUACUUUUCAUAGUAUGGGCUACACAGCAGCUGUUCAUCAAGAGUAAAUAUUGGCACAACACUAAACCUCUGGCUAGAGGACAUAUUCACAGUGAACAUAACUGUAACAUAUAUGAAAGGCUUCUGGGACUUAAAAUCUAAUGUUUGGGAAUGGUGCCCUUGGAGGCAACCUCCCAUUUUAGAUGUUUAAAGGACUUAUAUGUGGCAUUCCUUUCUUUAAACUAUAGGUAAUUAAGGCAGCCGAAAAGUAAAUUGCCUUCUAGACACUGAAGGCAAAUUUCCUUUGUCCGUUUACCUGGAAACCAGAAUGAUUUUGACAUACAGGAGAGCUGCAGUUGUGAAAGCACCAUCAUCAUAGAGGAUGAUGUAAUUAAAAAAUGGUCAGUGUGCAAAGAAAAGAACUGCUUGCAUUUCUUUAUUUCUGUCUCAUAAUUGUCAAAAACCAGAAUUAGGUCAAGUUCAUAGUUUCUGUAAUUGGCUUUUGAAUAAAAGAAUAGGGAGACAAUCUAAAAAAAUCUUAGGUUGGAGAUGACAGAAAUAUGAUUGAUUUGAAGUGGUAAAAGAAAUCCUGUUAACGUUAAUUAAAGUAAAAUUAUUCCCUGAAUUGUUUGAUAUCGUCACCUAGCAGAUAUGUAUUACUUUUCUGCAAUGUUAUUAUUGGCUUGCACUUUGUGAGUAUUCUAUGUAAAAAUAUAUAUGUAUAUAAAAUAUAUAUUGCAUAGGACAGACUUAGGAGUUUUGUUUAGAGCAGUUAACAUCUGAAGUGUCUAAUGCAUUAACUUUUGUAAGGUACUGAAUACUUAAUAUGUGGGAAACCCUUUUGCGUGGUCCUUAGGCUUACAGUGUGCACUGAAUCGUUUCAUAUAAGAGUCCAAAGUGGACACCAUUAACAGGUCUUUGAAAUAUGCAUGUACUUUAUAUUUUCUAUAUUUGUAACUUUGCAUGUUGUUGUUUUGUUAUAUAAAAAAAUUAUAAAUGUUUAAUAUCUGACUGAAAUUAAACGAGCGAAGAUGAACACCA